Orbicella faveolata is the source of this 1083-nucleotide messenger RNA. RefSeq names its product dihydropteridine reductase-like. Gene Ontology annotation, biological process: tetrahydrobiopterin biosynthetic process; L-phenylalanine catabolic process. The record is from RefSeq and is a predicted model, not a curated record. Lineage: Eukaryota; Metazoa; Cnidaria; Anthozoa; Scleractinia; Merulinidae. Gene Ontology annotation, molecular function: NADH binding; NADPH binding; 6,7-dihydropteridine reductase activity. Gene Ontology annotation, cellular component: cytoplasm.
UUUGCAGUCUUCCUCACGUGGGAAGGAUUUGAAAAUGGCAGCAGCGAGAGUUUUGGUUUAUGGCGGAAAAGGAGCUCUCGGAGCAACCUGUGUGUCCUAUUUUAAAUCCAAAGAUUGGUGGGUAGCUUCAAUUGAUUUGUCUCCUAAUGAAGAGGCACAUGCCAAUGUUGUUGUGACCAAGACAGACUCCUGGACUGAACAGAAUCAAGAGAUCCAGCCUAAGGUUGAGGAGCUUCUUGAUGGUAACAAAUUUGAUGCAAUAAUAUGUGUUGCCGGAGGAUGGGCUGGUGGAAGUGCCAAAAGCAAAGCUGUUAUUAAGAAUGCUGACUUGAUGUUUAAGCAGAGUGUGUGGACAUCUCUUAUUGCUGCCAGUAUUGCAUCCAAACACUUGAAGGAGAAUGGUUUGUUGAGUCUAACAGGUGCCCAGCCCUCCCUGGGUGGUACACCAGGAAUGUUGGGUUAUGGUAUGGCCAAGGCUGCAGUUCACCAGUUAGUUAAAGGACUUGCAGCAGAGAAUGGAGGUCUUCCAGCUGCUGCAUCAGUUCUAGCCAUUUUACCUAUGACGUUGGACACACCUGGUAACAGAAAAGGUAUGCGUGAUGCUGAUCAUACUCAGUGGACACCCCUGGAGUAUGUUGCAAACUUGUUAUUUGAGUGGGCCCAAGGUAGCAAAGUUCCAGCUCGAGGAAGCUUGGUUAAACUGAACACGAAGGAUGGAAACUCUUCAUACGAAAUUCACACUGGUGAACUUCUGUGACUGGACUAAACAACCUGUGUGUGUGAUUUGAUCGACACUCUCAGAUUCGUAGGACUAGGAAAACGUCUAUCUGUAACAAGAACUGUUGUUAUAUAAAGAUACCAUGAUCUGUUAUGAGAACAAAGAUUUACCGUUUAAUACAGAGAAAAUAGCCAUGCUAUACUAGGGAAAAUUUCAUAAUCAUGGCGGUGUUAAAGACGAGAACCUUUUCCACUUGAGUUAAUGAAUGUUCAGAGGAAUAGGUUGACCUAACAUUUGGAUGUUAAUGUAUGAAUUAGGUUCUUAAUUUCACUUAACUGGUAAAUAAAGUAAUGUGCAAUAUCUUA